AUGCUGAACUGCAAUAUAUGCUUGGCCACAGGUCGUGAUUUAAUUUGUAUCCAGUCUAUGGAUGGGAUGCUGAUGGUGUUUGAGCAGGAAAGCUAUGCUUUUGGGAGGUUUCUCCCUGGUUCUCUUUUACCCGGCCCUCUUGCUUACAGUUCCCGCACAGAUUCCUUCAUUACUGUUUCUUCCUGCCGUCAAGUGGAAAGUUACAAAUACCAAGUACUUGCUUUUGCAACGGAUGCAGAUAAAAGACAAGAGACUGAACAACAAAAACAUGGGUCUGGAAAAAGACUAAUUGUAGAUUGGACUCUAAAUAUUGGAGAACAAGCCCUUGAUAUAUGUAUUGUAUCUUUCAAUCAGUCAGCAUCUUCUGUUUUUGUUCUUGGUGAGAGAAACUUUUUUUGCCUUAAGGAUAAUGGACAAAUUCGAUUUAUGAAGAAACUUGAUUAUAGCCCAAGUUGUUUUCUCCCGUAUUGCUCAGUUUCUGAAGGAACAAUAAAUACUUUGAUUGGAAACCAUAAUAAUAUGUUGCAUAUUUAUCAAGAUGUGACACUGAAAUGGGCCACUCAACUUCUCCAUGUUCCUGUAGCAGUAAGAGUGGGCUGUUUACAUGAUUUAAAGGGAGUGAUAGUCACUCUGAGUGAUGAAGGUCACUUGCAGUGUUCAUACCUGGGGACAGAUCCUUCUUUGUUCCAAGCUCCAAAAGUUGAAUCUAGAGAACUAAACUAUGAUGAACUUGAUAAGGAGUUGAAAGAACUUCAGAAAGUCAUCAAAAAUGUUAACAAAUCACAAGGUGUUUGGCCCCUGACUGAGAGAGAAGAUGACCUGAAAGUCUCUGCCGUGGUUUCUCCUAACUUUGAUUCAGUAUCUCAAGCUACUGAUGCUGAAGUGGGAGCUGACCUUGUCCCUUCAGUCACAGUGAAGGUCACACUGCGGAAUCGAGUGGCACUGCAGAAGAUCAAGUUAUCAAUCUAUGUGCAACCACCUUUAGUACUAACUGAUGAUCAGUUCACCUUUGAAUCUAUGACACCAGAUAUGACUAGAACUGUAGGCUUUUCCGUUUAUCUGAAAGGAAGUUAUUUACCACCUGAAUUGGAAGGAAAUGCUGUUGUUUCUUAUUCCAGACCAACAGAGAGAAAUCCUGAUGGCAUUCCUCGAGUUAGCCAAUGUAAGUUUAGACUUCCUCUGAAAUUAGUCUGCUUACCAGGCCAGCCUUCAAAAACUGCAAGCCACAAGCUAACUAUUGAUACCAACAAAUCUCCAGUCAGUCUUCUCAGUCUCUUUCCAGGCUUUGCCAAGCAGUCGGAAGAUGAUCAGGUGAAUGUAAUGGGUUUUCACUUCUUAGGAGGGUCCCAAGUUACGCUUCUUGCUUCCAAAACCUCUCAACGAUACCGCAUUCAGAGUGAACAAUUUGAGGAUCUUUGGCUUAUAACAAAUGAGCUUAUCGUCCGCCUUCAAGAAUAUUUUGAAAAACAGGGAAUCAAAGAUUUCACAUGUUCUUUUUCUGGACCUGUGCCCCUUCAAGAAUAUUUUGAGUUGAUUGAUCAUCAUUUUGAGUUGCGGAUAAAUGGUGAAAAAUUAGAAGAACUCUUAUCUGAAAGAGCUGUACAAUUUCGGGCCAUUCAACGUCGGCUGUUAACAAGGUUCAAAGAUAAAACACCUGCGCCCCUCCAACACCUGGACACCUUGCUGGAUGGAACUUACAAGCAGGUAAUCGCUCUAGCAGAUGCAGUAGAGGAAAACCAAGCCAAUCUGUUCCAGUCAUUCACCAGGCUGAAAAGUGCCACCCAUUUGGUGAUUCUGCUGAUCGGGCUGUGGCAGAAGCUCAGUGCGGACCAGAUUGCUAUUCUGGAAGCGGCAUUUCUGCCACUGCAGCAGGACACUCAGGAAUUGGGCUGGGAAGAAACCGUGGAUGCUGCUCUUUCUCACCUCUUAAAGACCUGCCUAUCGAAGAGUUCCAAGGAACAGGCUUUGAACUUCAGCAGCCAGCUGGACAUACCCAAAGACACAAGCCGAUUGAAGAAGCACAUCACCUUGCUGUGCGAUCGAUUAGCCAAAGGUGGGCGUCUCUGCAUAAGUACUGAUGCAGCGGCUCCGCAGACCAUGGUCAUGCCAGGUGGCUGUGCUACAAUCCCAGAAUCAGACCUAGAGGAAAGAUCAAUAGAGCAAGACUCCUCUGAACUGUUUACCAACCACAAACACCUCAUGGUGGAGACUCCUGUGCCUGAAGUUUCACCCCUCCAAGGAGUCACAGAAUAG
Molecule: messenger RNA, 2253 nt
Organism: Rangifer tarandus platyrhynchus (Svalbard reindeer)
Lineage: Eukaryota; Metazoa; Chordata; Mammalia; Artiodactyla; Cervidae
Source: the annotation of a GenBank genome assembly